UCACAUAUAAAACUGUUUAUUUUUAAACAAUUUUUUUUAUAUAUUAGUUUUGGAGGAAUUUUUUUAACAAUACGUUGCCAAACAUCCUUCAGUGUGCUUUUAAUAUGUAUGUAUGAAAACAAGUUCAGCUUAUUGUAAAAUGAAGGAGAGAAUUCAACAAAAAUACUCGUACAUAAAGUGAUACAAGUAAUCGGCCCUUGUGAGUACCCACAUUUUACAUCAAAUAAUAAUUCAGUUCUCCACUUCUUUCCACAUUUCAUUCACAAUCACACGUUUUCUGUAUUUCCAACUAUUCUUAUCUAUAAUCUUUCUGCUGUUUUGAACUUGAUUCCCCCCCCCCCAAAAAAAAAAAAAAAAAAAGAAGAAAAGCAAAUAUGGCAGUUGUAGAGAUGGUGGUUUCAGCAAUGUUUAAAGAAGUGUUAGAUAAACUGGUCUCUGAAGGAGUGAAGCAGUUCGCGAAGCUGAUUAACAAAGGAAAGAAAUCUGAAAACAAAAUAAAAAUCCAAGAAUGGAAGGAUGAGCUGGAGACGAUUCAAGCGGUGUUGAUUGAUGCUGAACGGAAGCAAUGCGAUGAGCAACAGGGAGCUGCAAUCAGGUUGUGGCUGGAGAAUCUUCAAGACUUGGCUUUUGAUUUGGAGGAUCUUUUGGACGACUUUGCCCUUGAAGCCCUCAAAAUGAAUCAGGGUAAUAAUGAUGUUCAUCAUUUCAAGAAGAAUGCUCGUGGAUUUCUUCCAACUUCCUUCCAUAAUAUGGUUGGCAGUGUUUUGGCGUGUGGAUGUAGUACUACCCGGCAAAUUGGAUACUCUGGUCCAGACUUUUCAUCAAGGAUUGAUGAGAUAAGUAAUGCCUUGAACAAGAUUCGAACCCGGGUUCCGACUUUGGGUCUCAUAUCCAACAACUUGAGGCUACCAACAUACGCAGUAGAGGUGCAGCAACGAAAGAUGCCAGAGACCUCUUCUUUGAUAAGUGAGCCUCAUGUUCACGGGGGGGAUGGUAGGAAAAAAGAUAUCAUCUGUCAAUUGUUGGAAGAUAAACCAAGUUAUGAGAAUUAUGUCGUGAUCCCUAUCGUUGGAAUGGGAGGCAUUGGGAAGACUACUCUUGCUCAGUAUGUCUACAAUGAUGAAGAGGUGAAGACUCACUUUGCUCUUAAGGCAUGGGUGUGCGUAUCAGAUGCAAUUGAUGUGAAACGCAUAACAAAUGAUAUCAUCAACUCGGCCACCCAAGACAAUUUUGAUUGUAGCAACCUGAAUCAAGCACAAAAGAAAUUGCAGCAAGUGCUAAAGGACAAUAAAUUCUUGAUUGUUCUUGAUGAUGUUUGGAGUGAGAAUUAUAAAGAUUGGGUCCAAUUAAGGACACCUUUUCAUGGUGCAGCAAGAGGUAGCAGAGUUAUAGUCACAUCAAGAAAUGAUAAGACUGCAAAGAAGAUGACUACAAAUCACAGCACUAUCAUCCAUUUAGAAGGUUUGUCAGAUGAUGAUUGUUAGCUUCUAUUUCAACAACAUGCAAAUAUAGAU
This is a messenger RNA of Chenopodium quinoa (quinoa), 1514 nucleotides long. RefSeq names its product putative disease resistance RPP13-like protein 1. The transcript is spliced from 2 exons. Gene Ontology annotation, molecular function: ADP binding. NCBI's taxonomy places the organism in Eukaryota, Viridiplantae, Streptophyta, Magnoliopsida, Caryophyllales, Amaranthaceae. Bases 375 to 1484 code for a protein of 369 amino acids. The record is from RefSeq and is a predicted model, not a curated record. Gene Ontology annotation, biological process: defense response to fungus.